Coregonus sp. 'balchen' is the source of this 16495-nucleotide messenger RNA. The record is from the annotation of a GenBank genome assembly. NCBI's taxonomy places the organism in Eukaryota, Metazoa, Chordata, Actinopteri, Salmoniformes, Salmonidae.
UCUUCAUUUAUCCACCAUCUUUGGUCUCGACUCUAGGUGUGUAAUGGAAAGGUGGUUACUGGACUGUCAAACACUCUCCCAAUUUAUUGCUGUCUGUUGGUAGUUACAGUCUUGUCCGGUAGCGCUCUACAUCCACCACGCGCCUUUGAGUCGAAGAGUAGCCAGUUUGAUUAUUCUCUAGUCUAGUUUGGUAAGGGUGAAGUUGCUCUCUGCAUUGCUGCUGAUAGAAUUCAAACACAUAACAAUGGCGACUUCCAGCCCCAACAACACAACAUCUACCAGCCACAACAGCAAUAACGCAGGAUCUACAGGCACACAUCACCAUCAAUCCCAAUCGCAACACAUAACAACAAUGAGCAGUAUGCAAGGUAAGGAUUGUAAAAUACCAGCUUGUUAGCUAACGUUAGCGCUAGAUCUUUUUUUGUGAGUGGUGUUAACGGGAGCAACCUAAUGACUAUGCUUACUAACUAGCUAUAUUGGCUAGCUAGCUAUCUACUAACUAACAGAUAACUUGCUUCAGUUUUAUUCACACACUACUACAAGUCAGUUAACUAGCUUGGUGUCUACAGUUAACUAGCUACCGUCAAAAUCAGUUGCCCCCACACCCAAAACAUUGUCUUCUAAUCAAAUAACGGGUUCUGAUUUUGUUGUUGUUGAAAUAAGUAACACCAAAACAACGUUAACUUGCCACAUAGCUAGCUUAUGUUAGCUAGUGAAUAGUUGUUAGCUAACGUUACCUAACUAGCGAGCUAAGGUUGGCUAACAAGCGGCAUUGCUAGCUAGCCUUCUUAAAUAACGAGCUAGAAUAUAGGAAGGCUUGUCAUGAUUGAUCUGGAUGUGGUCAUGUGUUGCUUACUGUCUUUCAAUGUAAAGUCAGGUUACCUCUAACUAGCUAAUAUUAGCUAGCUAUAAUAUGUUGCAGUUCUAAAAACAAGAUCAUGUUGGGAUGUUUUUUUCCCCCUCCAGACUGUUCAUGUAGCUCACUGUUAAAGGGAUACUUAAGGAUUUUGGUAAUCAAUCCCUUUAUCUACUUCCCCAGAGUCAAAUCAACUCAUGAAUACCAUUUUUGUCUCUGCAUCCAGUAUGAAAUUGAGGUAGUUUCGCGAGGCAAUGCUAACUAGCGUUAGUCGCAAUGACAGGAAAUGCAUGGUAUCUACUAGCAUGCUACUGUAGCAGUUACCGCAUAGAAUUCCAGUCAUUGCGCUAACAUUUUACAUUGACAUUUUAGUCAUUUAGCAGACGCUCUUAUCCAGAGCGACUUACAGUUAGUGAGUGCAUACAUUUUUUACUUUUCAUACUGGCCCCCCGUGGGAAACGAACCCACAACCCUGGCGUUGCAAGCGCCAUGCUCUACCAACUGAGCUACAUGGGACUAACGCUAGUUAUCAUUGGAUGCAGAGACAUACAUUUACAAAUGGUAUCCAUGAGUUGAUCUGACUCUGGGGAAGUAGAUACAUGGCUUCAUUACCAAAAUCCCGAAGUUUCCUAGGCCAGGCAGCUACAGUAAUGUUAGCUCAGUGAAACUUGUGCCUGAGCAUCUCUUACAUUUCAAAUACAUCCACCAGCAGAAAUCUGUUCAAUUUCCACCCAAUGCAUAAUUAGCUAGCUAUGUUUUUACAAACAAUAUUUUAUUUUAAUUUACAGAAUCCAACACCUGCUGGAGAUGUCAGAGUGAAACAGGUAGCUAACGUUACUGUCAAUAUUACAGAUUUUAUAAAGAUAAUAUAUAUACAUUUUUGUUGAUGCUUUACCAAUAACUGUCAUAGGUCGUUAGUUACUUUUGGAUCUGGUUCUAUACUUUUGCAUGCCACUCUGAAUCCAGGUAAUACAUGAAAGAAACAUCUGUUAUGGUCCUCUUCUGUCAGUGUCAAAGUAUUGAAAUUACAUUUGUGAUAUUUUUCUUCCCUUUCCAUAAUGCUACUAACUUCCCAUAACCCUCCUGACUUGAUGCUGAUCGACGGUGAGCUGUCCCAAUAAUAAUUUCUUCAAUUGUCAUUGUCUCUCCCUGCCAGGAUCAUUUUGUGGAUGCAUUUAAUUUUCUAUCUCGCACCCCUCUAUUAUUUUUCUCAUUUGUAGGUUGUUAUUCUUAUAGGUCUACCACGAUUAGCUCCGCUGAAUCUAACUGAUCUAGGCCAAGUCAUACCAAAGUUCUCUUGGUUGUUUCUGGCUAUAUGUGUGUGCUCAGAGUAAAUGUUUACCAGUUCACUGAUGCGAGGCCAAGUUAUAAAAGUUCAGUGGUUCACUCAGCAGAAAAUAAUUUUAGUCUGUCAUGAGGCCAUAGCCACACUUGUUUACACAGACAUUUCAAAGUGCAGUGUUACAUUUGGCAGUUUUUUAAAAAGUAUAACAGAACACGACCUUCCAGAUUUAGUGAUAAAUAUGUUUUUAACUUUUCAGUUAUUGGUUGGUUUCUCUUGUAAAAGUGCAUACAACAUGAAUGCAAUUGGGUCUGUGGAAUGUACCAUUAUAGCCUAAAGCAUACAGUGGGGGAAAAAAGUAUUUAGUCAGCCACCAAUUGUGCAAGUUCUCCCACUUAAAAAGAUGAGAGGCAUGUAAUUUUCAUCAUAGGUACACAUCAACUAUGACAGACAAAUUGAGGAGAAAAAAUCCAGAAAAUCACAUUGUAGGAUUUUUAAUGAAUUUAUUUGCAAAUUAUGGUGGAAAAUAAGUAUUUGGUCACCUACAAACAAGCAAGAUUUCUGGCUCUCACAGACCUGUAACUUCUUCUUUAAGAGGCUCCUUGUCCUCCACUCGUUACCUGUAUUAAUGGCACCUGUUUGAACUUGUUAUCAGUAUAAAAGACACCUGUCCACAACCUCAAACAGUCACACUCCAAACUCCACUAUGGCCAAGACCAAAGAGCUGUCAAAGGACACCAGAAACAAAAUUGUAGACCUGCACCAGGCUGGGAAGACUGAAUCUGCAAUAGGUAAGCAGCUUGGUUUGAAGAAAUCAACUGUGGGAGCAAUUAUUAGGAAAUGGAAGACAUACAAGACCACUGAUAAUUUCCCUCGAUCUGGGGCUCCACGCAAGAUCUCACCCCGUGGGGUCAAAAUGAUCACAAGAACGGUGAGCAAAAAUCCCAGAACCACACGGGGGGACCUAGUGAAUGACCUGCAGAGAGCUGGGACCAAAGUAACAAAGCCUACCAUCAGUAACACACUACGCCGCCAGGGACUCAAAUCCUGCAGUGCCAGACGUUUCCCCCUGCUUAAGCCAGUACAUGUCCAGGCCCGUCUGAAGUUUGCUAGAGUGCAUUUGGAUGAUCCAGAAGAGGAUUGGGAGAAUGUCAUAUGGUCAGAUGAAACCAAAAUAUAACUUUUUGGUAAAAACUCAACUCGUCGUGUUUGGAGGACAAAGAAUGCUGAGUUGCAUCCAAAGAACACCAUACCUACUGUGAAGCAUGGGGGUGGAAACAUCAUGCUUUGGGGCUGUUUUUCUGCAAAGUGACCAGGACGACUGAUCCGUGUAAAGGAAAGAAUGAAUGGGGCCUUGUAUCGUGUGAUUUUGAGUGAAAACCUCCUUCCAUCAACAAGGGCAUUGAAGAUGAAACGUUGCUGGGUCUUUCAGCAUGACAAUGAUCCCAAACACACCGCCCGGGCAACGAAGGAGUGGCUUCGUAAGAAGCAUUUCAAGGUCCUGGAGUGGCCUAGCCAGUCUCCAGAUCUCAACCCAUAGAAAAUCUUUGGAGGGAGUUGAAAGUCCGUGUUGCCCAGCGACAGCCCCAAAACAUCACUGCUCUAGAGGAGAUCUGCAUGGAGGAAUGGGCCAAAAUACCAGCAACAGUGUGUGAAAACCUUGUGAAGACUUACAGAAAACGUUUGACCUGUGUCAUUGCCAACAAAGGGUAUAUAACAAAGUAUUGAGAAACUUUUGUUAUUGACCAAAUACUUAUUUUCCACCAUAAUUUGCAAAUAAAUUCAUUAAAAAUCCUACAAUGUGAUUUUCUGGAUUUUUUUCCCUAAUUUUGUCUGUCAUAGUUGACGUGUACCUAUGAUGAAAAUUACAGGCCUCUCUCAUCUUUUUAAGUGGGAGAACUUGCACAAUUGGUGGCUGACUAAAUACUUUUUUCCCCCACUGUAGAUAAGACAAGUGCAAGUGAGGUAGUUAGCACCAGGGACUAUUCAGCCAGUUGUCUGUUCAAAUUGCAUCAUUUGGGGGGGCUUACGCAAAGGAGCUUUUACAUCUUCAAACUAAGUACAUUUAUGAUUAUUAACUCUUAACAUGCGAUAUUGAUAACAAGGCUGCUGCCAUUUCAGCUGAUAACAUCUGAUAAGUAGCCUAAUUCUUUAGUUAAGUAUUGCAUGUAGGUUAGGCCUAGAUAAAAUAUUUAUUCAAUUGGCCUAGUUGGUCAUGUUUUAGUGUGUGUAGUUGUUGUCCACCCUUGGUAUCAAACUGUGAUUCGUAGACUUUUCCAGGAAUAAAGCCUCAUUUAGCAAAAUCAAGUUGAUUGAGACUUAAAAUAGUUGUCAGUCAAGGUGGUGACGGGUGUUGGGAAACAGUGCUGCAUCGUUUCCUGGUCUAAAAACCGAAGCUGAGAAGAACAGUAUUUGUUCACCAGGUUUCUUGAUAGAACUUUGUUGUUUUUUGUUUAUCCAAAUGAAUAUAUUAAGUCGGUCAAACAGUAGCCUAAAUAAAGGUGAAAUAUGAAAAAGAUAUGUUCUCUUCUCACCUCUAGGGUUUCAGAUAAACCUGUCUGGAGCUCCCCCAAGUAAGCCAAACCUCUUUUGCUACAGUACCAACAGUUCUCAACCCUUUGUUUCCACCUGACGGUCUGAUAUGGGGGAGUCUGUCCUCUUUUCUCAACUAAUCCAAGUAAAGAGUUGUUGGGGUCUAGUAGGCUUGUGCCGGUUUUGACAGUUUAGGCUAAUAGUUGAGGCUAAACAUUGAUUAUCCUAGCUGAGUUAAAGAGUGCAGCUUGUGUUGGUCUGUGUUUUAAGACACUUGGUCAUAAUAUUUUAGUGAUGCAAAGCAAGUAAAUGAGACUUGUCCAACUGUGAGUCGUAUUGAUUUCAGUUUUCAGUUGUUUCCAAAAAAACAAUAGUUGGCGGUAACCAUCCUAUAUGUUUUUAUCUUACUAUUAGUUAUCACCAAACAAUUUAGUUUAAUCAUUUUCAUUUACCAAGACGUUCCAAUCCAUAUUCGGAUCAUCCAUCAUCGGCACAAGCCUAGGGCUAAGAGCUUCCAUUAGCAUUGGUGUGUAUAGAUUCACACUUUGGCUUUCAACUGGUCUUCACCACUGUUCGGUUCGGCCUGAACCGAUUACCUUCUACACAAAAUAGCACUAUGCUGGAACUUUAUUUUAUCUUGACAGAAGUGUAGUCCUUUUGCUUGUAUUUAUUAAUUAGGUGUGUUUUAAUAAACAUUGUAAUGGAAGCUCUACAUUUUUAGUUUUUGCACUUUUAGUCAGCUUGCUACUAACAAGCAAAACUAGCUAGUAAUGCUUGUGGUUUUGUCACAUUGUUUUUCAAACCAGUUUUGUUUUUGAACACGCCAGUGAUUUUUGGCAUGAGCUGUGCUUAAACAUACACUUGCCCGUUGAGACAUGGAGACACUAGUAUAAUUUCCAGUGGCGUAUGCCAUUUUAUUGGAGUUUGAGUAAACACAUUCGUGUGGUGUUUUGGGUGGAGAGAACAGAAUGCAUCCUUCAUUUCAAGGUGAACUCAGAGCAGUUUUCCUUGGGAAGCUCCUUCUCCUCUGGCAAGAUAGAUUUUUCCAAACUGCAGUGUAGGCUAUUUUACUCUUAUGUAUGGUUCAGAGCCACAAGUCACAUUUUGUAUUAUCAAAGAUCCAGUUCUGUCAGAUCCAUGCUUUUGUUGAGUCAGAAUCUCAUUACACAAUGUUGUCCUGUUUCACAGUCUGACUCUGGGUAGUAGCCUAGUUGAAAUAAAAAAACGAAGCAAGAAAUUGUCUGGUUAAUUGAAAUUCUCACCUACUCCCUCGUUAUUGCUUAAAUUACCAAGCAAAAUCUACUAAAACAUGAUAGGUGAGUGUUGGAUUGUAGGUAAGCCUCCAUCCUGAAUAGCCAUGGUAUGGGAUGUGAGCUAGUACUAGGCUAUGGUUUAGAGCAGGUGUCUACUGAGAAGUGUAUGCCUCUGCAUCAACUCCAGUGAACCGGUCAAAUUAUACCUACCAUCUGCAGUGAGUCACAUGUAUAACCAGGACAUUCCUUGUAAAAAUACCUCCAGGGGAUUUCUGUUCCUGGCCACUGAGGCUUAGCAUAAACAUGGUUUGAUUGAGAACCUGUUAUUAGAUCUACUUGUGAUUCAUUUGAAUUCGGUCAAGACCCGAUUGUUUUGUUGACUAUCCCAUAUAGUUCAGUAUAGGUUAGUAUCAGCUAAAAUCCCAAACUCAGCAUCUAUAGAAGAAAUCUAUAUUCUCACAGAGAAAUAUAAAGAGGGAUGCCUUUGGUAAGAAGCAGGUCAUUACUCUUACAGGCUUUGUCCCUAGAUUUGGAUUGCAUGACUUCAGUAAAUUUACUUGAAUACUCUUGAUAAAUUUACCUGUCUCCCCAUUGCUUUAAUGGUCUCUCAUUCUGUGGUAUGGUAUCUGUUUGUUUUCAUGUUGUUUUUGAGUGUGUUGGUGUUGUUUUCUGGUCCUUGUCUGGCUCUACCCCUGCCAUAGAUGUCUUGUGUGCAAUCUGACAUAAACUCUGCCUCUUCCCGAUCAGGUAAACGCAAAGCACUGAAGUUAAAUUUUGCCAAUCCCCCGAUCAAACCAACAACCAGAUUCACUCUGAAUACAGCAGGACCCCCAUUCCAGAACCCCCACAUGUAAGUUGACCUCCAAACUUUGCAAUGGAUAUGGUUUUCUGAAGAUGUACAAGAUGUACAUGAAGCGGAAUUUGCAUUAGCCACAAUGCAAACUCCUGCAUAAUGAAUUGUUAUAUGACUCUGCACUCUAGUCUACAGUCUGCUGAGACUCUUCAUCUCCAAAAGCCACACAUUGUCAAUGUAACAUUCAGUACUGUAUAGGUACCCAGGCAAUCUGUCAAAGACAGGCUAAGUGAGGUUGGAAUGAUUUGCUGUUGUAUUUCUAUCUCCACCUGCUCAUGGAAAACAGAGAGUAACUGAAUGUAGCCUCAAGUACCUGUUUGGGCAACACCAUUGUAGUGAAUGUGAAUAAGCCCUGUGUCUUUGCCGUGUAAUUAGAUGAUAAAUAAAACAUGAGCCUGCUAAGUUACCCUGGACAAGCAAAUGACUGAUGCUGGAUAAUGCAAACUGAUCAAACGGAUGCCAGCUAACCAUCCUUUUUCAGGUGCAGUAUUAGAUAUACUGAACAAAAAAUAUAAACGCAACAUGUAAAGUGUUGGUCCCAUGUUUCAUGAGCUGAAAUAAGGAGUAUUUCUGUCUGUAAUAAAGCCCUUUUGUGGGGAAAAACUCAUUGUGAUUGGCUGGGCCUGGCUACUCAGUGGGUGGGCCUGGCUCCCUCCCAGGCCCACCCAUGGCUGCGCCCCUGCCCAGUCAUGGGAAAUCCAUAGAUUAGGGCCUCAUUUAUUUAUUUAAAUUGACUGAUUUCCUUACAUGAACUGUAACUCAGCUAAAUCUUUGAAAUUGUUGCAUGUUGCGGUAACAUUUUUGUUCAGUAUAUGAUUGAGGUGAAAUUAGCUAAACUAACAAAGAUUGUGUUUCUUAUCUGUCUCCCACCUAUUUCUGUGGCCAGAGAGAGGCUGCGGACACAUAGUAUCGAGUCGUCAGGGAAGUUGAAGACCGCCGGCGGUGAUUGUGACUUCACGGCUGAGGACCUCAAGGACCUGGGGGAGAUUGGGCGGGGCGCUUACGGCUCUGUCAACAAGAUGGUGCACAAGCCCAGCAACCAGAUAAUGGCUGUCAAGGUGACUGCCCUCACUGACCUCUUAUUGACUAAACUACAGGAAGUGUUCAGGGCAAGAUUUAUACCGGCUCAUCACUACUAAAGGCUAUAUUGUGAAAUGAACACUGAGUAAUCGUCAUAAUCACCAAAGGGUAACUGACUCCAAUUGCAGGAUAUUGUAACAUGUUGCUCAUGGUAAACUUCCAACAGUGAAGGCUUUUGAGGGGAGGAAGGCUCGUAAUAAUGGCUGGAACAGAGUAAAUGGAAACCAUGUGUUUGAUGUUGUUGAUACCUUUCCACUUAUUCCACCCCAACCAUUACCAUGUGCCCGUCCUCCCCAAUUAAGGUGCCACCAACCUCCUGUGACUUCCAACCAUGGUCACAAUUGAAAGCAACAUGCAUCUGAUUGCCAUGUGUGUCUCCCACAGAGGAUUAGGUCAACGGUUGAUGAGAAAGAACAGAAGCAGCUGCUGAUGGACCUGGAUGUGGUCAUGAGGAGUAGUGACUGUCUCUACAUAGUCCAGUUUUACGGGGCUCUUUUCAGAGAGGUGACCGUGCAAGUUUUUCACUUCUUUGUUUUGUUGAUUGAUUUCUCUAUACAGUAAAUGCAUUGGAUGUAAAUCAGUCGUUCUGUAUAGUUAGCAAUAAGCAGUGUAUUGUCUUCACGUGGGUAUGUUAUGUCUUGUGAUUCUUUUCUUUUUCAGGGGGACUGUUGGAUAUGUAUGGAACUUAUGUCUACCUCGUUCGACAAAUUCUACAAAUAUGUAUAUUGUGCUUUAGAUGAUGUGAUUCCAGAGGAAAUAUUAGGCAAAAUAACAUUAGCUGUAAGUUUCAUGCAUUAUCUCCUUACCUAAUUUACACAGAUUUUUGACAGGAAUGGGUACAUAUUUCUAUGUAUUCAUUUAGUUGCUAUGUGUUUUCAUUACAGACUGUGAAAGCACUUAACCACUUAAAAGAAUACUUGAAAAUAAUUCACAGAGGUAAGACGACUCCAGAAUGGAGGCCUUGUUCUUUACUUCCUCAUUUGAGAUGUGUAUUUCCGUUAUUACCUCACAAUGCUCUAUUUACUGUACCACAACAGAAGUGGCACUUCCUUUAUCCAGAACUCUUAGCCUAGCUUUGUUAUCUCUUCUAUACGUUUCUCCUCUCAGACAUCAAGCCAUCCAACAUCCUCCUGGACAGGAAUGGCAACAUUAAGCUUUGUGAUUUUGGCAUCAGUGGCCAGCUGGUGGACUCCAUCGCCAAAACCAGAGAUGCAGGGUGCAGACCAUACAUGGCAGUAAGUGAUAUGGGGAUUUCAGUGCAAUUUCAUUAAUGGCUGAAAGACAUGUGCAAGAUGUACAACUAAGGCUCUUUCUAAGAAUACAUUUAACUUUCACACCAUCCAGUACAUAAUUAGCAUUCAAUUGUUUUCGUACUUAGAGUAACUGUUGGUGGUGAUCGCCAGUUGUAAGGAGACAACACUACUGUUAUUGAGGGGAGGCAGGUAGUCUAGCAGUUAAGAGUGUUGGGCCAGUAACCGAAAGGUCGCUGGUUCGAAUUCCCGAGCCGGCAAGGUGGAAAAAUCUGUCAUUCUGCCCUUGAGCAAGGCAGUUAACCCCCAACAACAACUGCUCCCCGGGCGCCGAUGACGUGGACUCAAUUUAAGGCAGCCCCCGCACCUCUCUGAUUCCCAUUUCCCUAUUGUUGAUAGUGGCAUUGUUAGUGAUAUAAUUAUGGUCGCUACUGAUAUCUGUGCUUGUUGUCUCGUUCCUAUUCUGGACUAGCUGCAGAGUAACCUCAUGCCGUGUGUGUGUGUGACAUAGUUGAAGUCAUCUAGUGGAAUGAGCUCAUCGUGUCGUCAUCACAGGGUUUAUUUUCUGCCGGGGGCGGGGGUAUUGCUGAUGGGAGAAGGGAGCCCCGGCCCCUCCAGUUUCCAUUCUAAAUUUGGCACACCUCUGCCACGUGUCUACCGGAAGGCCAAGGAAGGGCUGGGUUACUUCAUUCAUGUCUGUCAGAAUAAAGCAGUUUGGGUUGGUGCUCCCACAGCUGUGAGCUCACAGUGCAGGAAUCCAAGCCACAUGGCUCCAGUUUCCUGUUUCCAAUAGAAAAAUGGCAGCCCUGCUGGGUGCUUCUUGGCCACCCCAUUGCUAAUUGCUUUAGCACAAUUUUUGUCUCUGUUUGGUCUAGGUAUUAGAGAGGGAUUGAUUUCACUUCAAUAGAAUAUUAUGUACUACACUACAAUUAAGUAGGCUUGAUUUGGUUCAUGGUAUGUGGUUUAGGUGACAGUCUGGCUCUGUUCCUCUCUGGUUGUUAUGAUUUAGUUCAUUUAGCUGGCAAGUGGCCACAUGUCUGGAAUAUUUAUUAUAUUGGAAUAUGCUCACUAAUACACUGUAGUCAGCUUACUGUUGCUACUACCAUUAUGUACCAAAGCAAACUGUCUCUUAAAUCAGCAGUUCAGUUUUUUAAAUUAGGAAAUACUUUACAUAAUUGAAAGCAAUUACACAUCCAAAUUAAAAUCUGCACCGAUGUUGUUUUGAGUUGAUAAUAUACACUGAGUGUACAAAACAUUAAGAACACCUUCCUAAUAUUGAGUUGCACCCCCCCCACCUUUUGCCCUCAUAACAGCCUCAAUUUGUCAGGGCAUGGACUCUACAAGGUGUCAAAAGCGUUCCACAGGGAUGCUGGGUUUGCCCAUGUUGACUCCAAUGCUUCUCACAGUUGUCAAGUUGGCUGGAUGACCUUUGGGUGGUGGACCAUUCUUGAUACACACUGUAAACUGUUGAGCGUGAAAAACCCAGCAGCGUUGCAAUUCUUGACACAAACCGGUGUGCCUGCCACCUACUACCAUACCCCGUUCAAAGACACUUAAAUAUUUUGUUUUGCCCAUUCACCCUUUGAAUGGCACACAUACACAAUCCAUGUCUCAAUUGUCUCAAGGCUUUAAAAUCCUUCUUUAACCUGUCUCCUCCCCUUCAUCUACACUGAUUGAAGUGGAUUUAACAAGUGACAUCAAUAAGGGAUCAUUGCUUUCACCUGGUCAGUCUCAUGGAAAGAGCAGGUGUUCUUAAUAUUUUGUGCACUCAGUGUAGUAGGUCUGAGUAGCUGGGUUGUUUUGAGUUAAUAACAGGUCUGAGGAGCUGUGAACUGUGUCCUAGGUGAGAGCUGGGCAGCCAGAUGUUUUUCAGUCUUGGCAGAUGUGAGCUGGUGCUGUAGCCACUAUGCCAUAAAACACAUCAGUGCAGCAGUCAGAGCAGUCUGUCCCACUGCUGUGUGGGUGACAUCAUCAUCUAAUUCUGGUGCAUGAAUGAAUGGGCCAGAGGAGAGGAGGUGCUCCCUCCACUCAGCAGCAUGGCUGGUAGAAGUCUGCUGCUGAUGACCUUGGCACUGUUUGGAACCACUGCAUUGCCUUGUCUUGUUUAUGUCUGGAGGUGAGGUCAUACAUGAAGUAACUGGCUGAGGUGGUUAGUAUGUAAGGCAUGUAGAACCAGGCAAUGAGGAUCAGUCGACCAAGAUUAGUAUUUUAUUUCGACCAUUCUAUUGGACUAAAUUUGUUUGAUUAAAAUCAACUAUAUGUACUGAGCUUGUCUGGUGCUUUAAGCACAGUUUGAUUAAAUAAUUAAGACACACAAAUGACUAGAGGGAGCCAGUGAUCAAGAUGGCCUAACCAGAAGAAAAAAACCUGUUCCCGACCCUCCUCCCGCUGCUGCACUAUGUAAGAAUAGCCUACAUAAAGCCAACAAAUAAAAACGUUGCAGCUUGCAGGUAGAAAAUAUCAUGAUUUAAAAUAAAUAUCCUAUAAAUCAAAUUUUUUAAGCAUGGCCUGUCUUCAACAAACUUGAAAUGUAUCAACUGUCCUGCCCGAAGCUAGCGCUAGCCAACUUGCAACAUUGUAUCAAAUAUUCUGAGCCCUCAGUUUCCCACAACAGGGACAUACACAGCUGUAGGCUGUGGGAUAAGAAGUAAUCAGGUAUUUUAUGACGUUUCCACUGGAUCAGAGCAUUACAUUGUUUCCUUUCAUGCCAAGUGGUUAUUGGAAGGGAGAGAGCUGGAAAUAUUUUUCUAAUACUUUGAGUACCUACUGUCAUUCUCAAUGGAUUCUAAAAACAGACUUUGUUUACUUGCUGUUUGAGGUCAAUACAUUUUUUAUUUGAGAAGCUCCACAGCUCAUUAGUGAUGGUGAGUUAAGACAUUCAGAAAUACUAUCAGACAGUAGCAUAGGUGGUGAGCUCUGCAAACGUGUCCACUCUGACAAUGACAAUGGUAAACAACUAUAAUUAUAAUAAUAUAUUGAAUACAUUAACAGAAAUUACCCUAACCAAACAUUGUAGAUUCGACAUUAUGGGAAUUAAUGGUAAAUGUAGGCUACUACUGGUGAUAUGUAAUGGGGAAUUGAUAGACACUAAUAAUUAAAGGGCAAACAAUUCACACAAUUAAGUUAUGAAACAAUGAACACGCACGAAAUGGUAGGAGGGCGCGCAUUCUGGAGAGAGACGUGCCUUGUGCAUCUUACUAAAGAUUAUGGAUAUACUGACAAGGUACAAAAAAAACGCACCUGCUGGCGGGAGACAGAUUUUCCGCCGAGUUGGGCCUCUCUUCCUCUCUGAUCGUAGCCACACUCCCCUUCUUCUAGGACCGUGUCAGCCCCGCGUCCUCCUCAAUGGAUUAGUCCACUCAGACAGGCGCAAAUCAUACAGGUGUGCCAUAAAAUAAAUAAAUACGUAUUUGCGACUGCUCUACUAAAAACAUCUUGGUCGACCAACAGCCUAUCAACUAAACAAUCGACCAGUUGACUAAAUGGGGUCAGCCCUUAUGUGUAUGUUGUAUUCUGUUGAAUAGACAGAAUUGAGUGCCUAUGAUAAUUAAUGCACUCAAUAAUACAGUCCUCACCAUAUGUAUUUGGACAGUGAAUCUAUUCACUAGUGAUGUUUAGGUUUGAUACCGGAGCUCCGAGGCAAAUCGCUAAGCAGCUAACUUCGAAGCAGUGUGCGGAUGCGAGAAGUAUGUCAUCCAUGAUGUCCGAACAUCGUUUGAUCAUGUGCUUUUUCAAACCGUGUGUCGCAAAAUGCGAGAUCCCACUGGGUUCCGGUGCUUUCUUCAAAUCUAAGCUGCUUUCAAACACCGACUUCUACUGUACAUCGUACUUCCAACUGUAGUUUUGUACAUGUAGUUUCACCUUAAAGUAGCUUAGGAGGUAGAGUAGGGAAAUAUGGAACAUACAGUGACGGGAGGGUAUGAGGUCGAAUACAUUUACAUUUUACAUUUUAGUCAUUUAGCAGACGCUCUUAUCCAGAGCGACUUACAGUUAGUGAAUACAUAUUUUUUUAUACUGGCCCCCCGUGGGAAUUGAACCCACAACCCUGGCGUUGCAAACGCCAUGCUCUAUCAACUGAGCUACAUCCCUGCCGGCCAUUCCCUCCCCUACCCUGGACGACGCUGGGCCAAUUGUGCGCCGCCCAUGAGUCUCCCGAAUACCAUUGAAGACACUAUUUAGAAAAUUAUUUUAUGUGAAAUCACACUUUCUGCACUGUUGUUCAAAUAAUUUGUUUUAUUUUGUAUAAUAUAAGUUUCUGUCUUAAGCAUCCCAAAUAAUGCCAUAGAUUCCGUUUUUGAAAAAUAGUAAACUUGAAGGGCAAUAAAGGGAAGUAUGAUGUAAGAUGUGAACCUGGUAUUCCAACUGAUCAUAGGCUACUAAAUCCAACGAUUUACCGUUGUGGCACAGAAUUUUGAUGAAAACAGUGGAGAAAUAAAUAUUAUCUGAUAAUCACACUGCUAUUUAUUGCAGACCAGCAGAUGUCACUAAUGAACAUUGUGAACAGAUAAUGAAGCUCUGAGUAAUGAACAGUUUUUCGGCACAAUUUGGUGAGGGCACCGAAGCCUUCAGAAAGCCUUGGUUUCCCAUCACUACUAUUCACCAUUCACUUACAAUUGAACAAGACCUGACCUAAAAGUUAAAACACAACCAAAACAAACUGCAAAUGCAUCCAAAGCGUUUAUAAAGUUACAAGCUUGAUGCAGUUAUUGUGUGAAAAUGAAAUGGAACCAAAAACGAACCUUUUUAGGUUACUGUGAAUUUGUCCAAAUACUUGUGAUUUCUUCAAAUGGGGGAAGUAGAUACAUAAAGUGCUUUUAUUUCUAAAGGAUAAAACAGAUACGUAUGAAAAUACACUCAUAUAUGGUGUUAUUUUAUACCCUCGCUUCAUAGUCAUAAUUUGAUUCAAAUCCAAAAUACUGGAGUAUAGAGCCAAAAUAAGAUGAGCUUCACUGUCCAAAUGCAUAUGGUGAGGACUGUAUACUGUAUACACACUUGAGUGUCUCACAAGUCUCCAUUUGGAUUGUUUUGCCAAGUUGUCUAUUUUGAACAUUAUUUUAUUUGUACUUAAUUUUAGUUUUUCUCUUUAUAGGCCCAUAUAUGAUAUCACUAUGAUGAAUUGUAAAAUGUUUUCCAUGUCUCGUCCACAGCCUGAGAGAAUAGACCCCAGUGCCUCCAGACAAGGCUAUGACGUCCGAUCAGACGUAUGGAGUUUGGGGAUCACACUGGUGGGUCCUCAACCCUCUUGUCCACUUUGUCUUUAACAUUCAAAAAGCUAUUUGAAGAUACACUGAAUGUUAAAACCACAAGAUAGUAUAUUCUUCUUAAAGUGUUUUUGUAAUAUUGUAAAUCUUUCAAAGUAACUGUAGACUCACCAUGUUGUCUUUGUGUUUUUUUUGCAGUAUGAGCUGGCGACCGGACGGUUUCCCUACCCAAAGUGGAACAGUGUGUUUGACCAGUUGACACAGGUGGUGAAGGGAGAACCUCCACAGCUUACCAACUCAGAAGACAGGCAGUUCUCCCCCAAAUUCAUCAACUUUGUCAAUCUGUGGUAAAGGACAAAGUGACAGCUUCUGCUGGCACAGCUUCAAUGUUAUUUUCAUGUGAUAUAAUAUAAGUUGAAGUACAUUGAAUCACUGCAGAGCAAUAUUGUCAAUGUAAACUACUGCAUGCUUUCGCAGUAUUCACCAACAAAUAACAAAAAUAUGGUGAAUUACACAAGGUAAUACCUCUGCAUUUUUUGCAUGAGACAUCCUCUGGAUUUGAUGUCCCCCUGGUGGACAAAACAUGUAAUGUCUCAGUUUUAAGCGUCUCAAGGAGAACCAUGAUGUAGUUUAGUGUAUUUGCAGAGCAGAAUUGUAAUUAUUUAUUCGCUUUCCCCCCUUUAGCCUUACAAAGGAUGAGUCAAAAAGGCCAAAGUACAAAGAGCUUCUGGUAAGUAUGUACAUCCUGUGUGGCUCAGUUGGUAGAGAAUGGCACUUGCAGUUCUAGGUUCGAUUCCCACGGUACGGGGGGAAGGUAUGAAAAUGUAUGCAUACGAGCGUCUGCUAAAUGACUAAAUAUUAAUUAAUGUAAUUGUAUUACAUGCAGAGAUAUACUUAUCACCUCUACAUAUUAUUACAUGUUAAAACAUGCUCCUUCUGUUUGUCUCUUCAAUACAGAAACAUGCUUUCAUACUGAUGUAUGAGGAGCGCUCAGUGGAUGUUGCCAGUUACGUCUGCAGAAUCCUGGAUCAGAUGCCUACUUCUCCCAGCUCCCCCAUGUACGUCGACUGACUGUAGAACAAGUAGAAACGGAAGCCUGGAACAACAACAACAAAACAAUGGCCUAAAGAUUUUCUUCAUCCCAUACUGCAGUGUUAAACUAAGACAGGAAAUGGACAAACUAAAACACCACGUGUACUAAGACUGGUGUUCAGUCACGUCUGUAUGAUAUCAACAUUCACACACUUCUCUAUCUCUCCUACACAAACACACUUACAUGUAAGUACACUAGUAACUGAAUGAAUAUACCAUGGUCUUGGUUCAUCUCGAUGUGAGACGUCAUCUCUAAUGUGGAUACAGUGCGGUGAUUUAAAAUCUGGAAAUGUAUUUAUAGUGUUUAAUCACUUGUGGAACAUAUGAUUUGGAGAUACUGGAAUCAUGCUCUUUGUGAAUCUUCCCACCUCUUCCAUGUAUGUGACUUUAAGCAUUGUGUUUGGUAUCUUAAAUGAAACAUUGCUUCUUAGGGUGUAAAGCAAUUUAAAAGGUAACAGCAUUGAUGGACAGGAUCAUGUGGCCUCCAUCCAAUGUUGUGAGGGUGCUGCCGUCACUGUGCAAUGGAUCUUUGUGCUGAUAUAUAAAUAAAAAGAGAGAAAUAAAUAAUUGUGCUUUGAGAGACAUUUAGUUACUCUGCAUCUAUGUGAGCUCAGGUUAAUCCAUUCUGAUGUAGGAAGGCAAGCAUCCACACAAACAAACACACUCACUGGCUCUCUCAGCCAUGGCAUAUGCAACACUUUCUCUUUAAAAGCUAAGCUGUAUGUAUGUAUGGUGCUGUUGAUCUGUAAUUAUUCAUAAUGCCAUCUUGUAUCCCUGUAUAGAGCCACACAUUUAUCUGUAAUGAAAUUGCCUACUGUUCUGAUUACAGCUGGAUGUUGCUACCGUUCUAAUGCACCUGACCGGCCCCUAAUGAUUUCAGCUGAUAUGCCAGUAUUUGUUUCUUAAAUGCAUGGCACCUGAACGGUGUUCUGACUGUGAUUGAUUGACUCCUAUAAUAUUCACAAUGUACACAGAAUCUAGAGGUUUCAGUACACAGUGUAGUUCACUUUUUUGGGGGGUAUUACUGGAUAUAAUGGAAACUUAGUUGACUGCUGGUAAAAUACUGGUACAGUAGUAAACUAUUUAUUUAUUAUUA